UCCUCAGCAUGGCUUUUUGGCACUCCCCAGCGGGGGAUUGGUGCUGAAAGGCUUCAUUGUGUCGGGGAUUGAAUGGGGGAGUUUGCGUUUUGUGGAAGUCCGUCUGUUAUCAUCCACACAGCACGGAUUAACUGGCCUGCCCGAGUCCGAGCCAUGCGCGUUAUCAUGCCGCAAACCUCCAGCGGUGCAUUUAUUGUGCAUGAUACAGAUAAAUGCGUCCAGCUUCAGAGCCGCUGCCGCUGAGUGAACGAUGCUCAACAGCUCCGAAAAAUGCACGGAGGGCCCGACAGAUACGGAUUAACAAUGUAGGGAUGCUAUUGUCGAAGUCUCGCAUCUGAUACAGAGCGCUGCGGGUUUGCAUCGAUGGAGAGGGUGUCUGGUCACCUAUAAAAAGCCUGCACUAUCUUUUUUGGUUGCUUUUUGCCUCUUGAUUACAUUUUGGUGCUGAAUACGUUUUUCCAAAGGGUUUACCGUCGCUGGGCAUCAGACAAAAAACAUGGGGAACGCAGAAAGUAUGGAUGCUCAGCUCACAGAUUUCAGGGCGAGGGGCAGCAAACCCCCUAAACUGCCCAUGCCGGACCCGGCCGAACUGGAGGAGAGAUUUGCAAUCGCACUGAACUCUAUGAACCUUCCUCCGGAUAAAGUGAGGCUUCUUAGACAGUAUGACAAUGAAAAAAAAUGGGAGCUGAUAUGUGAUCAGGAACGAUUCCAAGUGAAGAAUCCUCCCCAUACGUACAUCCAGAAGCUCAGAAGCUUUCUGGACCCUGCCGUCACCAGGAAGAAAUUUAGAAGGCGAGUUCAAGAGUCUACUCAGGUGCUCAGAGAGCUGGAGAUAUCUCUUAGGACCAAUCACAUUGGGUGGGUGAGAGAGUUUCUCAAUGAGGAAAAUAAAGGGCUUGAUGUUCUUGUGGAGUACCUGUCUUUUGCCCAGUAUGCUGUCACAUUUGAUGGAGAUGUAACAGAGAGCACCACAGGUGAGACUUCUGUAGAGACCCCUUGGAGCAGGUCUAUAGAAGAUCUCCAUGGCGACAGCAAUCUACCAUCACCGGUCAGCGGCAGCAGCAUACCACGAUCCACACGGCACUCCAUUAGGUCUAAUACUUUGCCCAGUCGUAGAACUCUGAAGAAUUCACGUCUGGUGUGUAAAAAAGAUGACGUUCAUGUCUGCAUCAUGUGUCUCAGAGCUAUUAUGAACUACCAGUAUGGCUUCAACAUGGUUAUGUCCCAUCCCCAUGCUGUAAAUGAAAUUGCUCUGAGCCUUAACAACAAAAACCCCAGGACCAAAGCCUUGGUUUUGGAGCUGUUGGCCGCUGUGUGUUUGGUCAGAGGAGGACACGAGAUCAUCCUUGCUGCUUUUGACCAUUUCAAAGAGGUCUGCUCAGAAUCCCAAAGGUUUGAGAAAUUGAUGGAACACUUCAAAAAUGAAGACAACAAUAUUGAUUUCAUGGUGGCGUGCAUGCAGUUCAUCAAUAUUGUGGUGCACUCAGUAGAGGACAUGAACUUCAGAGUUCAUCUCCAGUAUGACUUCACUAAGCUCGCUUUGGAUGACUAUCUGGAGAGGCUGAAGCACACUGAAAGUGAUAAACUCAAAGUGCAGAUCCAGGCUUACUUGGAUAACCUGUUUGACGUGGGGACGCUUCUAGAGGACGCAGAGACCAAAAACGCUGCCCUGGAACGUGUGGAGGAACUGGAAGAGAAUCUCUCACAUAUGACCGACAAACUCUUAGAAACAGAGAAUGAGGCCAUGUCUAAAAUCGUGGAACUUGAGAAGCAGUUGAUGCAGAAGAACAAAGAGUUGGAUGCCGUCCGGGCUGUGUACCGGGACGCCAGCUCGCAAGUUCACACGCUUCGGCGGAUAGUUCGUGAGAAGGAUGAGACCAUUCAGAAGCAGUCCACUCUGGAGAAGAAAAUCCAUGAGCUUGAGCGCCGAGGCAGUCUCCAGAUCCAGGUGAGGGGUGAGGGAGAUGGGGAAGGAGACGUGUCUCCGCUGCCGUCACCUCCUCAGCCAAUGGCUCUUUCCCCCUGCCCUGAUGCCAUGGCUCUGGCCGGAGCCUGUGCUGGCGCAACUUAUAGCUCUGGCAGCAUGUCCCAGACUGGCACUCUCCGAGCAAUGGCCACACCACCUCCUCCUCCCCCUCCACCACCUCCAAUGGCAAGUUCCUCUGUUCCCAACGGCCCAUCGGCAGAUCUCGCUCCUCCACCGCCGCCUCCACCUCCUCCACCACCUCCUCCCCCACCUCCACCUCCUGGGCACUCUAUUGAGAUCUCUGCUCCUUUACCCCCACCUCCUCCUCCUUGUGCUCCUCCUCUCCCAGGAAGCGGCACGCCAACUGUCAUAUUCAACUCUGGCUUGACGGAUGGACCAAUCAAGCUCUUCUCUGUGAAAAAAAAGCCAAUCAAAACCAAGUUCCGCAUGCCAGUAUUCAAUUGGGUGGCUCUGAAACCAAAUCAGAUCAACGGCACUGUCUUCAAUGAAAUCGAUGACGAGAGGAUCCUAGAGGAUUUAAAUGUGGAUGAGUUUGAAGAAAUGUUCAAGACCAAAGCCCAGGGCCCUGCCGUCGACAUGACGAUGCAAAAGCAGAAGGCUCCUCAGAAGGGUCCCAAUAAAGUAUCACUACUGGAGGCCAACAGGGCCAAAAACCUCGCCAUCACGCUCCGCAAGGCAGGAAAGAGUCCAGAAGAGAUCUGCAAAGCAAUCCAGACGUUUGACCUACGUACAGUGCCUGUGGAUUUCGUGGAGUGUUUGAUGCGCUUCAUGCCCACUGAAAGUGAGGUGAAGAUGCUCCGCCAGUAUGAGCGGGAGCGACGGCCAAUGGACGGGGUCACUGAUGAGGACCGGUUCAUGAUGCUCUUCAGUAAGAUUGAAAGGCUGCCACAGCGGAUGACCAUCAUGGCCUUCAUGGGCAACUUUAGCGAUAGCCUGCAGAUGCUCACACCGCAACUGCAUGCUAUCAUAGCAGCAUCUGUAUCCAUAAAAUCAUCACAGAAAUUAAAGAAAAUCCUUGAGAUCAUUUUGGCCCUUGGGAACUACAUGAACAGUAGUAAGAGAGGAGCCGUUUAUGGCUUCAAACUUCAGAGCUUGGAUUUGCUGUUGGAGACCAAGUCCACAGACAGGAAGCAGACACUUUUGCACUACAUAGCUAAUGUGGUGAAGGAGAAAUAUCCUGUUGUAUGUGUUUUUUACAAUGAGCUGCACUACAUUGAGAAAGCUGCUGCAGUCUCACUGGAGAAUGUUCUCCUGGAUGUGAAGGAACUACAGAGAGGUAUGGAUCUGACCAGAAGAGAGUACAGCAUGCAUGGCCACAACUCCCUGCUCAAAGACUUCAUCCAUCACAACGAGGCCAGACUGAAGAAGCUCCUGGAUGAUGCUAGGAUUGCACAGGAUGCCUUUGACGAUGUUAUCAAAUUCUUCGGGGAGAGCCCCAAGACCAUGCCACCCUCUGUGUUCUUCCCUGUGUUUGUUCGCUUCGUCAAGUCCUAUAGGCAAGCGGAUGAAGAAAACGAACAGAGGAAGAGGCAAGAGCAACUGAUGAUGGAGAAACUUCUGGAACAGGAGGCCAUGAUGGAGGAGCACGAGAAUCAACAGUCACCAUCUCACAAGGGCAAGCGGCAGCAGCAGGAGCUGAUUACUGAGUUAAGGAAGAGACAAGGCAAAGAUAGCCGCCACGUCUACGAAGGCAAAGAUGGAGCCAUUGAGGACAUCAUUACAGACCUGCGCAGUCAACCCUUCCGACGGGCCGAUGCCCUGAGGAGGAGUGGGAGAAGGAACUUGGAGGUACAGCACCUUCAGCUACGCAACAUGGAGAUCACCACCUGCUAGCCAAGCUUGAUCAACUUUUAAGGACAGAAGGUGGGCCAAUGACACUACUGGAAAACAAGAAACAAAAAUAGCACACUUAGAACAAUGGAAGGAUGGAUAAAUAUGACAUUGAACUCUUCUGUUUACCUGGGAUCUGGCAUCUCGAUUUAAUGGACAGUUUUAAAGAAAGAAAGAUGAACAAAAAAAGGUGUAGAAUGUUGGAUGCAAUAUGUUGGACUAUACAGUCAAUGUGGAUUCUACCAAUGGACAUUAGGAAGAAAGAUUGUGGUUUUUAUGUUUAACUCUAUUCAAUUUUUGUGACAUUGUGUAUUAUGUACAAGACAGAGCAGAAAUGCCAAAGGAAGUCCUUGGAUUGGCCCACAAUUCAUUUUCAUUGUCAUUUAACCUCUAGUUUUAAAACUCCAAACUGAGCAGCUUUUUCUGAGGGGAAGAUUUACAAGAUGCACUUUUAAUUUUUCUUUAUUUUUAACUUUGAUCAUCUUAAAACUGAACUUUUGAUUAAAAAACACGGAUGAAGUGCUAGAGGGAGAUUCGAUCUUAAGCUGGACUUGAUACUGUAAUGCUAUUGAGGAUUACUUUUUGCAGACUGAAAAAUAACAUGAAAUGUUGAGAAAAUGUUUACUACCAAGCAUUCACAACCAAUGUGACACUGUAUGUACAAUACAUCUCAUUUUAAUCACAGACUUGCUCUCCUACUGGUUUUAUCUCAUGUGACAUUUGUGAGCUGUGGAAAAGAGUUUGCUGUUUUUUUAAAAAAGAAGACAUUUCAUUGGACAAAAAAAAAGUCUUUUUUUUAAAUGUACAGAUAUUUUGCUACAAAAUUGAGCCUCUUAUUUUUUACAUUGUUCAUCCAUUGUGGUGCUGUACAUAUUGUUGAAACAAACCAACUUGUCCUACAAUAUCACUGGAAUGUUAUUAACUUUUAUGUUGUUUAGUAUGACAGUAUUAUUUAAUCUGAUGGUGAAGACAGUGAAUCAACUUACUCUGUGACCUAAAUUGCUCUCUCAUCACUAUUGUUGCAUAUGGUAAAUGUCUGUGGUUGCACGUAACACUUGAAAGCUUGAACAGACACUAGUGGCACAUAUAACUUUUUUCUACUUUGAUCUCUUUAACUGGAAUCAGUGGUUGUGUGCAAAUAAAGCAAUGACACCAGCACCAUUAAAAACAAUGAUUCUUUGUUUUGUGUGGUCGAUGCAAGAAUUCAUUUUUAUUUUACUGAAAAUCUGGAUUGACAAGUGAGGAUGUUCAAAGAUAAAUGUGAUGUUGGAGCUACUUGAAAAUAAAAGUGGUGUGGGCACCUAAUGCUGCCACAAGGUGGUAGCAACCCCUUGUGUUCAAGGAUCUUAGCCAUCUCUUUUUUUUUUUUUUGGCCCCAGCUCCAUUGAACAGGCAUUUAGACUAAUAAACAUGGUCAGAUUACAGUUAUUAAUUUAUUUAAACAACUAUUCUUUUAUAAAAACUAUUUAAUUAAACUAUUCUUUUAUUAAAAUUGCCUAUUGCUGUGAUCUGCAAUACUAAAAAUGCAAUUUGCUAUAUGUUGUAAAAGAAGAGUGAUAUGUUCAGCAUAAAUUGUCUGAUAAAAUGCUUCAAAAUACUUUAACUAUCAAACUUAGACCCUCAUUUUUCAAAUAU
Onychostoma macrolepis is the source of this 5452-nucleotide messenger RNA. RefSeq names its product formin-like 2b (gene fmnl2b). Gene Ontology annotation, biological process: cell migration; regulation of cell shape; cortical actin cytoskeleton organization. Lineage: Eukaryota; Metazoa; Chordata; Actinopteri; Cypriniformes; Cyprinidae. Gene Ontology annotation, cellular component: cytosol. Gene Ontology annotation, molecular function: actin filament binding; small GTPase binding. The record is from RefSeq and is a predicted model, not a curated record.